Messenger RNA from Cyphellophora attinorum, 930 nucleotides. RefSeq lists its product as uncharacterized. Gene Ontology annotation, cellular component: mitochondrial matrix. The transcript has 2 exons. NCBI's taxonomy places the organism in Eukaryota, Fungi, Ascomycota, Eurotiomycetes, Chaetothyriales, Cyphellophoraceae. The coding region runs from base 1 to 930 and encodes 309 amino acids. The record is from RefSeq and is a predicted model, not a curated record. Gene Ontology annotation, biological process: mitochondrial respiratory chain complex IV assembly.
AUGCCCUCCCACCUCCAUCCCCGGUCGACAGCUACAUCGACCUUGUUUGCUGGAACUCUUCUCGCAUCUUUCGUUGUGAUCAGCAUACCGCACAUCUUUCCCUGUCCACGGCCACGGACGCAGUACAUGGAUGCCGACUCGCAACUCCGAAGAGCUGAAGACAUGGCGGCGGCGUCAUCUCCGCCAGUGCAGGCUGGGAUCAAGCAGCAAGGAGGAAAAAAAACUGUCAAGAGAUCUAUGGAGGCGGAAGCGGCGGUGCUGAAGAUGCUAGAGGAAGAGGCGAGGAAGUUUGAGAAGGAGGCCAGGAUUCUAUCCACAAAGAUCAUGCCGACUACACUGCUCACGCUUCCACUCGAAAUCCGGCAGAUGAUCUGGAAGUUCACCAUGACUGGUACUAUUGACGUGUUGGGGCACUGUCAGCAUGCUCAGUAUCCACCGCAGCAAGACUUCGAUACUCCAAUCCUGAGGUUCAAUCCUUCGAGCCUGAGAAACCCUCGACUACCACUCCUACUCGCCUGCAAGGUCAUAUCCCAGGACAUUGUGGACCUCCCAGAUGAUUACAUUUUCUCAUUCUGUCACGCUAGAUAUCAGGAGGAUGUCUUAUCCGCAUUGCUCAAGCACCCGGCAUGGACUCCCACUGCGGUAUUUGCCAGGCUACAGAACAUGCGCUGCUGCAUCUACAUCACGUUCGAUGAAUGGCUUCUGAUCAAGGAGCUCGGGCUCGGAAAGCGCGCGAUGGAGUCAGUGGUGGAUAACGUACGCGACGAAGGAGACAAUUAUUUCCUUCCCGAGCUCGUGCUUCUGGUUAAGCACUUUGUGGUCGAAAUCAAGCUACUAGACCUGCAUAAAUUUAUGCAACAUGUCAGAAACUUUGGUGAAGGCUGGAUCAGUAUGGACAUACGCCUGAAGGAGCUGAAGCCAGAGGACUGA